Vitis vinifera (wine grape) is the source of this 1703-nucleotide messenger RNA. RefSeq lists its product as uncharacterized. Gene Ontology annotation, cellular component: chloroplast thylakoid membrane. The record is from RefSeq and is a predicted model, not a curated record. Lineage: Eukaryota; Viridiplantae; Streptophyta; Magnoliopsida; Vitales; Vitaceae. The transcript has 4 exons. Bases 525 to 1565 code for a protein of 346 amino acids. Gene Ontology annotation, molecular function: protein binding.
UGUUUAGAAGAAAGAAAAUGAAAGAAAGUUAAAACAGGAAAAAAUAAAAAAUAAAAGGAAAAAAAAAAAAAAAAAACGCCACCUAUGUGACAAGAACAAGAAGAAGCUGUACAUUGCACUGCUUGUACACCGUUGGAUGUCUCUUUGGACGGUGGAGAAUGAUGAGUAGUCCACAAUGCAAGACCAACGGGAAGCAAACGACAUCCUUUUGUCGAUGAGAUCUUCCAAUGACGUGUCAAACUUAUCAAGCUUCAAUAGUUCAAGUUCCGUGAGACGACUAGACGAUUCUGCGGCUGCCACACCUACCAUCUCCCACAUAACGCCACGCUCACAUUUUUCUUACAAAUAUCACCCCUAGUUUAUUUUCCUAUUUACUUCUCAUAAUGAUUCUUUUGAGAGUCGAUUAGAGAUGAAUAAGGGGUAUCUUGGUCUUUUAUCCUUUCCGGACCACAAAAUAUCUCCACUAGGAGUUUCUUCGGUGGAAACUCCGUAUCUCAGUUCUCUCUCCUUCAUCUACCGGCGACAUGGCCGUAGUUCUCGGAAACAUUGCUCUGUUACUUGACGUUACCUCGCCUCUCACCGGAAUUCCUGACCGGAAGGCUCGAACGGCGAGCCACGAAGUCGUUUUGAACCUAUCCAAGAGAGAUUCUCAUCAUAGCACCAACGCCUACGCAUCUCUCGCCACCAAGAGCUUCGAGUCGGACGGAGAAGCUCGAAACCACAGAGUCGUGGCGCGUGGAAAAGCGAAUUCGAAGGUUAAUGGUGUGGAUUCUGAUGCCGGGUCGAGCGAUGAGGAAGGCAAUGGCAACGGGAAUGGGAACGAUGACGAAGAUGAGGAAACGUUCGAUUGGGAGAAGGCGAUGAGAAAGAGAAUGAAAGAGAUCGAGGAGAUGAAAGAGUUGGAAAUGAAAGCUGAGGAGUUGCAGAGUCGAGUGGCGGAGGGUCAAGAAGAGAGCGAGGAAGAGAAGAGGAUGAGGGUCAGAAAAGAGCUCGAAAAGGUGGCCAAGGAGCAGGCAGAACGGAGAGCGACAGCUCAGUUAAUGUUUGAUUUAGGUCAGAGGGCUUAUGGAAAGGGCACUUAUAGCCGAGCGAUUGAAUUCUUUGAAGGUGCCCUCACGAUAAUUCCUCCGCCCACAUUGUUUGGCGGUGAGAUACAAAUAUGGCUUGCUAUGGCUUAUGAGGCCAAUAACCGCCAUGCAGAUUGCAUUGCCCUGUACCAACAAUUAGAGAGAAAGCACCCCAGUGUCAGUAUCAGACGGCAGGCUGCAGACCUUCGCUAUAUCUUGCAAGCGCCUAAGCUCAAGAUAACACAGGAGGAGAUGGUAACCAUACCACUGAUUGGUUCUAGUUAUGACAGUUAUGCCGCUACAUGGACUGAUAAAUACAAGGACAAGGAUGAAAAGAGAAGCUGGUCAACAACCAAUCAGCUUCCAUCAACCAGAGAUUAUAUAGGGGACUUUCUGGUUUGGCGACCGCCAGUUGGAUGGGAGAAGAAUCGAGCUUUCUGGGUAGCUUUUACUUUAUGGCUGGGCUUAGUAGGAGCUGCUGUCUUUCUUCAAAUAUGAAUCAUGAAAAUAUAUACUGAAAUUAUGCUGCCAGCUUGAGACUCAUGAUCAUUUGUAAAUUUAGAUUGUUAUAAUAUUGUUGUCAUUGUGAAAUUAGUGUAUGCAUGAAGAAGAAAAAGCUGUUUCGUUUUUCAUAAA